This is a messenger RNA of Paraglomus brasilianum, 984 nucleotides long. The record is from the annotation of a GenBank genome assembly. Lineage: Eukaryota; Fungi; Glomeromycota; Glomeromycetes; Paraglomerales; Paraglomeraceae.
AUGGUGGAGACUGCACGAAAAUCCAUUCCAAAAUGCAAACAGAUGUAUCAUCCCCUCUGGUACUAUAUUAUCGACCAUACUGGCCAACAUACUCCUACAAAUUCUCUUCUAAAGGACUAUCUCCAGGACAUGCAAUCAGAAAUAAGGACUAAGAUUGUAAUGGAAACCCAGGAAUUAGAUGAGGAUGAAGCAAGAUUUCUUUGCCGCAUUAUAGAGUCUGAUAAUUAUGAUACUGUUUGUCCAACUGAUAAUAAAGAGCGAAUAAUCAAGGAGUGCUUCAUAUCUAUUCUUAAAUAUAUAAGGCGUAAUGCAAGUCGGGGUAUGUCAGAGACAGAAUAUACAAGCCGUACACUCAUGCCACUGCUUGAUGCCACAGUAGAAACUAACCCUGAUCUUGUCAUCUCCUAUGGUGAGUGGUGUUUGGCUUCAUCAGCUUAUCGAAGAAAUCAAACCAGAGAUCCUCAACUCCGUGCAAGAAUGGACUACAGAACAGAUAUACGUAUAAACUUCUCAGGUUUAUUUGGAGGGGCAGAAGUUGCUGUUGGUGAAGUUUCUGGAGGAGUCCCAAAGUGCUCUGCGGCCAAAGAAUGGCGAGACAAGAUGAAAGUUUCAUGGGAACUGCGAGAUAUAUGGUUCUACAUAAGUAGCAAGUUUCAAGGUGUUGAUACUUCUGCUGUGGUUUUCUGGGGUCUCCAGGACAUUGGGUUUGAACUAAAAUUCUAUGCUCUUGUCCCCUACAAGAGGUUAUUUCAUCUUGUUCUUAUUAACACUGUGAGGAAACCAUCAUCAAAAUAUGACCUACAUAAUCUACAAUCUGUGCUUAAUGCUCUUUUGACAUUCAAAAAGAAUGUUGAGGGAACCAUUGCACAUCUGGUCAAGCUUGAAAAGUCACAAAUAAGGCGUGAAUCAAACCACAUUGAAUGGCAAUGCAAGUAUCCUAUCAUUUACACCCCAACACAAGCAAAAACAAAGAGAGUGCACUAG